CCAGGUUUCAGGCAGAUAAUUUAGUGUUAAGUGUGGAGUACAGAAAUCAAUGACAGAACACAAAAAUCCUACAGAUAUCAAUGAAGUAUUACCUCCGUCUUUAGCUGCUGUUAGAGAGAUAUUUUCGGAGUUUAACGUCUCGGAAGUUUCGGAUGAAAUAUGUACACGGGUUUUGGACGUUUUGUAUAGACACACAUGUGAUGUCAUCGAAGAGGCAAAGGCUGUUUCUCAUCAUGCCGGUCGACCGAAAAUUGAGGAAGAUGACGUACAACUAGCCAUCAAUUCAGUCACAGAUGGACUUAUGUUCGCACCCCCAUAUAGAGAUCAGUUACUAGCUUAUGCUGAGAAAAAUGAACAGCCACUACCACCUGUUCGUCCUCAUUGUGGCAUUCGUCUACCCGCUGAACGCUUCACACUCACAGCUCCAAAUUAUUCACUUUUAUCAUGUGCAGACAACGCAAAAACAAAUCCUUCAUCUGAACUCGCUGGGGAUUCUUCGAUGACACUUCAUAUAUCCAACCCCGUUAAUCCUACCAAAAAUAUAUUUAGAGCUAUUAAUCCUUCAACCAGACCAAUUACUGUUGGUAAUCCUAUGGGACCAUCUGUUCAUGUUAUUGCCGCUCCUGGAAUGGGACCUUCUAUGAUUCGUGUUCAAACUGUCCAAAAUGUUGCUCAAUUGUCCAGUGUAGAUACCAGCACUGGCUUACGAACACUUCCCGUGGGCCCUACUGUAUCCAGUGUCAUGUCUUUGAAUCGACGUUACAUGGACACAUCAUAAUUCAUUUUGGCAGUUACUAAUGAUAAACUUCCAUGACUUUUUUGGCUAUGAACUCUAAAUUAGGAUCCUCAAUACCAUUUCAGUGAUGAAUUUUUCAGUCCAUUAUUUUCUUUUAUCAUCAUGUAUAUAGUGUUCAAUUGUAUAUAAACUUUUGUAAUUUUUUUUGUUCCCCUUUUUUAAUUUGUUACUCAGCUGUACGUAUACAAAACUUAGAAGUUAACUGAUUUAAGUAAAUUGACCAGUUAGAGGAUGAAGUUUCCCGGAAUAAAAUAUAGAAAAGAAAACUGUGUAAGCAUAAAAACACUACAGUUCCAAAUGCAUUUAGCCG
This is a messenger RNA of Schistosoma bovis, 1106 nucleotides long. The record is from the annotation of a GenBank genome assembly. NCBI's taxonomy places the organism in Eukaryota, Metazoa, Platyhelminthes, Trematoda, Strigeidida, Schistosomatidae.